ACACUCAGGAAAUCACGCUAGUGUGUUUUUCUCUACUUCUUCAGAAUGUAACAAUGUUCUUUCGGCUGCAUUUGUAGGACUCCUGGUCAAGUACAACAAAAAGAAGCAGUGUGUAAUAUCCCAUCCAUCUAACCUGCCGGACAUGGAAGACACACACUCACAUGAGCUUUUGGGAAGAAACGCAGCCUAGCAGCAUUUAUACACCUCUUACUAUAUCUUAUUGUAGAAUGAGACAUUCCUAAUGCCAGCAUCACAGCUCACUGGUGUAAACAUUGAAAAGAGAGAGAGAAAAAAAGGAGAAACUUUGGCACACGAGGUGAGGUUGUCAUUUUUUUUGUUAUUGAGGGACUCAGUCCUGGCAACAGUUUCCUAAAGAUCUGGUCGACAAGGCUGAAGAUUCUUAACAAUAUAAUAAGGAUGCAUCGCAGAAUUCAUAGCAGCCAAAGGGAUGUUUUAUUUGCACCUUUUAAACUGUAUACCCCCCACCUUUUCUGGAUUAUUUUUCCAUGUUUUCUAUUCACUGUGUCUGAUGCUUGCCCAUUUUAUUGUGAAUGUUUUUCAGCUUCAGCAACUGUAUGGUGUAGUUCUCCAAACCUGACAGAUGUCCCAGAGGAAAUUCCAGUCUGGGUUCAAAACUUGACUAUAUCAGGCAGUAAUAUAACUGUGCUUGGGAUAAGAGCUUUCACAAGGAAUGGAUCAAAGCUCUACAAUUUAUCUUUUCUCUCUCUCACUGGUAACAAUAUUGAAAAGAUUAACAGUUUAGCUUUUGAUGGGUUGCCAAAUGUUAGCCACUUGGAUUUGAGCAGGAAUAUGUUGCAGAAUAUAUCUGAUGAUGCUUUCUUAGGAUUUCAAAGGCUUCAGGUUUUGAACUUAUCUGAGUCACUGGAAUCACUGGGAGAUUCAGGGGAAACUCAGCUGUCUAAUGCUCUAUGCAUCAAAAGCCUGAGCACUACCUUAAAAAGACUGGAUCUUUCAAAGAAUAAACUAAAGAAUUUUCCAAAUAAAAUAACUGAAAAAAUGAAUCUAGAGUAUUUGAAUUUUCGUGGCAAUGCUCUACAAUAUAUUAAUGGAGACAGCCUUGCAGAAUGGUACUCUCAGAAUAAACUGAAGGUUUAUUUAAGUGACAACCCUUUCUUAUGUAACUGCAGUUUGAUUCCCUUGUUUUUAUGGAUAAAAAACUCAUCACUGGUGCCCGAUGCUCAAACUUUGAUCUGUUCUGGUCCAAAAAGUUGGAAUGCAACAUUUAUUAACAAACUCCAGCUUGACGAUAUAAAGUGUAAAAAUGAAGAUUUAGAAACAGUUUCAUAUGUGUUUUUGGGCAUUGUGCUUGCCCUUAUUGGUGUUGUUUUCCUUAUGGUGUUAUACUUAAACAGAAAAGGGAUAAAAAGGUGGAUGAAUAACUUGAGAGACGCAUGCAGAGAUCAGAUGGAGGGUUAUCAUUACAGGUAUGAGCAAGACUCUGACCCAAGGCGUUCCACUGCCACAAUUUCUGUAUGAAAAUAAAAAAGAUAAUCUCACCAAAUUUUAUUUUAGCCUUAACAUACAGGAUACUAGGACUGAAAUAUCAGUAACAGAGAAGAGAAAUUGCUUAUAUGUUAUGAAUCAGGGAGAUAGUGGCUAUAAAUUAUAGGACUUUUAUUUUUUUUUAUAUAUUUUUACCAAACUACAUGUAUUCUCCCUGCACUUUUUCAGAAGUGAAUGGAUAUGCUUAGACUCAGUGUGUCCCUAUAUAAGAAAAAGAAUGCUGCAUCAUAGUGCUUUAAAAUUCAGCGCUGCUGAAGUGUUUCGUAAGUAAAGCCAUAAUAGACUGCAUCAUCUGAAUGCUGAUUCUGGGAAUUCCCCUUUCCUGUAGUGUCGUACUGCACCUGUGAUCUCCUAUAUGAAAUGCUCUUCCCUCUCUCUCUCUCUCUCUCUCUCUCUCUCUUUCUCUUACUCUCUCCAUAUUGUUUUUAUGUUUAGAAGCACUUUCAGUAACUGGCAAUGGAUAUAUGAUGCAGACCAUGUCAAUCAGUCUAAGAUAUUUAAAGGAUAUCAUUCUGGUGAAUCAUCAACAACUACUAUUAUCUGCUGCAUAUAUUUAUUUUCUUGUAUGAUGAUGAAUAACUAGACAGUUUUGGUAAAAUUAUACUUUUGCAAUUUCUAAGGUUGUAGGAAACUGAAAUAUUCUCUUCCCCGCACAUGCCAUUUUUGCCCUGGCAUAACGUCUUGCAGUGUCCAUGUCUUAAGGAGAAAAUGAGUCAAAUAAUUUAUAAGCACUAAAGAUUCUUCAAAAGCCAUCAGGUGAAAAGCCAUCAGAUAAUGUCUUAAGCAGAAUGUGACUGUUUUAUUGAAAAAGAAACCAGAUAAUUGAAAUAGCUGCAAUAAGAAUUGUGUUAAAUUGUUUUACAAAUGAAAAGAAUGUAGAAGAACAAAAUUAUACCUAGAAUGUGUGAUCAGAAUGUGCAAUACAAUAGCACAGAAAUUACCUUUAUAGUUAGAAAUGUCUCAGCUAUAUAAAAAUAUGGUGUAGAAGUUAUAACCAUGAGAAAGAACACUAAUAAAAUAAUUUGUCUUAAAUGUGGUGGCGAGAUAAAUGGAAUAUGUAAAACAGAGUCAGCUUUGUUGUGCAUCCCCAUAUCACUCU
Molecule: messenger RNA, 2623 nt
Organism: Protopterus annectens (West African lungfish)
Lineage: Eukaryota; Metazoa; Chordata; Ceratodontiformes; Protopteridae
Gene: TPBGL
Product: trophoblast glycoprotein like
Exons: 1
Coding region: 418-1497 (359 amino acids)
Biological process (GO): negative regulation of canonical Wnt signaling pathway
Cellular component (GO): plasma membrane
Molecular function (GO): protein binding
Source: RefSeq, a predicted model, not a curated record